Molecule: messenger RNA, 1077 nt
Organism: Morchella importuna
Lineage: Eukaryota; Fungi; Ascomycota; Pezizomycetes; Pezizales; Morchellaceae
Exons: 3
Coding region: 1-1077 (358 amino acids)
Biological process (GO): cell wall organization
Cellular component (GO): fungal-type cell wall; cell surface; extracellular region
Molecular function (GO): glucan endo-1,3-beta-D-glucosidase activity; 1,3-beta-glucanosyltransferase activity
Source: RefSeq, a predicted model, not a curated record
AUGAUUUAUUCUAGAUUCACCAGCUUGGCCGUAGCACUUUUGCUUGCCCUCGAGGUCACCGUUGCUCAGCCUCAUGGGAAACGCCAUCACAAGAGGAGCCCCAAAGCUGUAGCUGAGCCUACAGCGGAGACUCAAACCGAGUACGAGACUGUCUACGUCUACGUUGAUGAGAACGGCAAUAAGAUUGAGAACUAUUCCCCCGAAGCCUCAGCACCUGCUCCCGAGCAGCACUCCGUCGAUGUAUCGAGUCUCAACACAGCAAACACAGCAAAUAAGGGUGUUGCAUCAAUCUCUGGGUCCAAGCCCGGCAUUGUCUACUCUCCCUACAACGAUGAUGGGUCUUGCAAGUCCUCUGCUCAGGUCUCCUCCGAUUUUGCCAGUCUCCAGGAUUAUCCUUUGAUCCGUAUCUAUGGUGUCGACUGUAACCAGGUUUCCAACGUUUUGGCAGCUAAGGCAUCAUCCACCAAGAUCUUCGUCGGUAUCUUCAAUGUUAUUGAUUCCACGCAGUUCAACAAUGAUAUGAGCAGCCUUAUCAAGUCAGCAAGCAGUUCUUGGGGCUCAAUUCAUACUGUUGCUAUCGGAAAUGAGCUUGUGAACAGUGGGGCUUCUGUUUCAGCAGUGGUUUCUGCGCUUAACAGCGCCCGUACCACUCUCCGUGCUGCUGGAUACACUGGUCCCGUCGUCACUGUUGAUACCUUUGUCGCUAUCAUGAACAAUCCGAUCCUGUGUCAAAACUCUGACUACAUUGCGGCUAACUGCCACCCUUACUACGACGGCAAGGUUGAUGCCAGUGGUGCUGGGUCUUUCUUGACUACUCAAAGUGCGAACAUCAAGGCUGCUUGCCCUGGAAAGGAUCUUUUGUACACCGAAACCGGCUGGCCUCAUCAGGGAGAGCCUAAUGGUCUCGCCAAGGCCUCUGUCAGCGAUCAGACAACUGCUCUCAAGUCAAUCUGGGCCGCUAUGGGAAGCAAUGUUAUCUUGUUCACAUUCCGUGAUGACCUAUGGAAGCAAAACACCGCAGCUACAUUCAACGCAGAGAAGUAUUGGGGUAUUAAAGAUUAUUCCAUCUUCAAUUAA